Molecule: messenger RNA, 2234 nt
Organism: Chelonus insularis
Lineage: Eukaryota; Metazoa; Arthropoda; Insecta; Hymenoptera; Braconidae
Gene: Atac2
Product: Ada2a-containing complex component 2
Exons: 3
Coding region: 105-2147 (680 amino acids)
Molecular function (GO): histone acetyltransferase activity
Source: RefSeq, a predicted model, not a curated record
AAGACAGUAUUCUUUGGUAAUUAUUUAUCACCUUUUUAACGGACAAAUGUUUGUGAUGUUACUUCGGUUAUAAAAGUGGAUUAUUUCGAUGAAUAAAAUAACAAAUGUCUGAAAUUAAUGUAAAAAUUGAAGUAAAAUCAGAGAAUGAAGAGGGCGACAAUGAAGAAGAGGAAAAAGAAGAAAAUUAUUUGUGUAAAUAUUGCGGAGACCCAUGUGAUCCAUAUAUAAGACCAGCACUCCUAUGUUCCGGUGAAUGUGUACAAAAAAUCCACGUGCGUUGUUUAAAACGUGGUGGAGUGCCCGGAGCUCUUGUAGGAGACGUUUUUUUUGAGCUGUAUUGUACUGAAUGUAGUCCUUUAAAAACUGAAAUUAUCAAUCGAGGUAAACUGUCAUGGCUAAAUAUCAUUGUUUUGACUCUCUACAACUUGAAAGAAAAGUCAAGUGGGAUAAGCAAACGAGGAUAUUUUCAUUGGAAAUCAGACAUCAGUACAUUUGUCGACAAAAAUUGGGAUCACUUAUUCCAAAAGACUGUGAAGAGGAAAAAAAAUUGGAUUGGAACAAUAUCUGGCACUCUUUCUCAUUACAGCACAACUUUUUUUAAGUCUGGGACUACUGAAUUGGGCGAGUCUGGCUGGUGGAGGCUCGUCGACAAUGAUCCACCUGAAAUAUUGAUGAAUAAAAAUAACAAAAUCAUCAUGGAACGGAAGAAGCAAAGUUUAGGACAGAAUAAAAUUAUUCUUAAUCCUGUAAAGGUAGCCAAUAGUCCUUCUAGAUCUGAAUCCAGCAUGUCUUUUGGUGAAGACAAUUAUCCUAGUGUAGAUCCAUCAACAGCUAAUCUAACUCCUUCAAUGUUUAGCCGUGAGUAUGUUCAACCUACAGAAAUCCUUUCAGAUUUCCUUCUUGCUGAUGACGAUGUCCCUGACAUUGAUCUUCUGGAUAUUGAUGAUGGGUUAGACUUUAAUGAACAGCCUGAUUCCAUAUCACCUGUUGAUUUGGUCAAGGAUUUGGAUAAGUUUAACUCCUUUUCAAAAGAUAAUCCUCAAAUUUCUCAACUGCUCAAUACCUUUAAUCCUGAAUGGAUGAAUAAUAUUCUGAGUCAGGAAAAUUUUGAUGAGUCCGGAGGAGAAAAGGAUAAAUUUGGAGAUGCUGAAGAACAGUAUGAGGAAGAAACAAGUAAUGAUAGUUGUAUUCAGGAGCCAAUAAUCUCACUGUUUAGAAUUAAAAAUAAAAGAGAUUGGCCUUGGAUGAAGCCUGAAAGAACAUCAGAACAAAAAAAGCCAAAAAUGGGCAGGAAUGAAGAAGACUACAUCAUUCAAAGCAUCAAUAAAGCUCAUAUUGAUUCAAUGACUCCGUCCUUGAGAAGACUGUACAGAAAAUUAGUUGUAAGAAAGCUGAAACGAAGUAAUAAUGUACCUUUAUUCGAUAUUGAUACUUUUGGAAUAAAACCAGAAUCAAGAAUGAACUUCAAUGACGAAAGUCAUCGCGUUAUUGAUAGAUUUUAUAACAUCAACUUCAGUGCUAUAUUUGAACAAAGGCUCUCAGGAACUGUGGAACCCACUGCUGUUCACAGUCCAUACACCAAUAGAAUUCUUAAGCCCUUUAUCAGAAGAGAUUACUCUUGUCAGCCACUUUGGCUGAAAUUAAUGCAAGAACUCACUGCUAAAGUCAACAAAAAUAAUCCUGAUUGGAAACCAGAAGAUCCAACGAGUAUUGAUUAUUGUUAUGUCAGACCACAGCAUAUUCCUGCAGUUAACAAUCUUUGCAGUCAGUAUUUUUGGCCUGGUAUUGACCUAACCGACUGUCUUCAGUAUCCAGACUUCACUUGUGUUGUUUUGUACAAAAAACUCGUUAUUGGAUUUGCAGUACUAGUACCGGAUGUGAAUUAUAAUGAAGCCUAUAUUUCAUUCUUAUUAACACGAUCUGAAUGGAGGAAAUCUGGAAUAGGAACAUUCAUGUUGUAUCACUUAAUCCAAACAUGUAUGGGAAAAGAUGUAACACUUCACGUAUCAGUGACAAAUCCUGCAUUAAUUUUAUAUCAAAAGUUUGGUUUUAAAAUUGAAGAAUUUGUUCAAGAUUUCUAUGAUAAAUACAUGGCUUGUGGUGUACGGGAAUCAAGACAUGCAUUAUUUCUACGGCUUAGCAGAUAAAUAAUGAAUACAUGAAAUGAUUUACAAUCAUGCUGAAAUAUAAAUUAUUGCAAAUACAUAAUAAAUACAUAAAAUAUUUAUUUUUAA